CUAAUUUUUAUUGAAUUGACAUUAAAUUUUAAUUAUUAUUUUAUUAAGGUUAAGUAAAAAGGGCUUUAAUUCCAAAUCGACUGUAAAACAAAUCAUAAAUCCUACUGUAGUUCGAAAUCCACAGUAUAAAAACCAAAACCCACCUCUUCCAAAAAAACAAGAAAACCAAAAACCCAAGCCUACAAAAAUACUCGAGUAAACACACAAACAAGUACAUCAACAAUCAAACCAAAACCCCAUAAUUGUUGUUGCAAUGAAAUUAGCCGGCUUAAAAUCCUUAGAAUCAGCACACGACGACUCAAUAUGGGCGGCAACAUGGGUUCCGGCGACCGAAACCCGCCCUUCUCUCCUCCUAACAGGCUCCCUUGACGAGACUGUUCGCCUUUGGAAGGCUGACGAUGAUGUUAUAUUAGACCGCACUAAUACCGGCCACAGCCUCGGCGUCGUCUCUGUUGCUGCUCAUCCUUCCGGAGUUAUCGCCGCUUCGGCUUCCCUCGAUAGCUUUGUUAGGGUUUUUGAUGUUGAUUCUAAUGCUACUGUUGCUACCCUUGAGGCUCCACCUUCUGAAUCUUGGCAAAUGCAGUUCCACCCUAAGGGUACUAUGCUUGCAGUUGCUGGAGGAAGCAGCACUUCAAUCAAGGUUUGGGACACCACCACAUGGCAACUUGCUGCAUCACUACAAAUCCCCCGUCCUGAAAGUAGUAAACCAAACGAUAAAAUUGCCACCAAGAAGUUUGUCCUCUCGGUUGCUUGGUCUCCUGAUGGGAGACGUUUGGCUUGUGGCUCAAUGGAUGGAACAAUCUCUGUUUUUGAUGUUGCACGCGCUAAGUUCUUACACCACCUUGAGGGCCACCUCAUGCCUGUUCGAUCCCUUAUCUACUAUCCCAAUGACCCUAGAGUUCUCUUUUCGGGAUCUGACGAUGCCCAUAUACACAUGUAUGAUGCCGAAGGAAAGAGCUUAAUUGGGUCAAUGUCGGGUCACUCAAGCUGGGUUCUGAGUAUUGAUGCAAGCCCAGAUGGUGGUGCCAUUGCAAGUGGAUCAAGUGAUAAAACGGUGAAGCUUUGGGAUCUCAGCAUGCGGGCAGCUGUUCAGAGCAUGACCAACCACUCUGACAUGGUAUGGGGAGUAGCAUUUCGGCCACCUGGUGGGGCUGGUGUCCGGGCUGGUCGACUGGCCAGUGUGUCGGAUGACAAAACUAUUUCACUGUAUGAUUAUUCUUAGUUUUUAUGCUUGUAGCAAUGACAAUUCGGAUUUUUGGUUUAGGAUUUUCUGACCUGACAGCCUUCUGGCAGUGUUCAUCAAAUGUAUCGACCAACAUGUUUAUUAGAGCUGGAUUUGAAAAUUAUUUCUGGGUUUAUUGUGUUGUAUUUUGCUUUGCAUAUUUAAAGUUGUAAUAUGGUUCAGUGCGGCCUUGUUUUA
Messenger RNA from Chenopodium quinoa (quinoa), 1420 nucleotides. RefSeq names its product WD repeat-containing protein VIP3-like. Gene Ontology annotation, cellular component: Cdc73/Paf1 complex. NCBI's taxonomy places the organism in Eukaryota, Viridiplantae, Streptophyta, Magnoliopsida, Caryophyllales, Amaranthaceae. Bases 254 to 1222 code for a protein of 322 amino acids. The record is from RefSeq and is a predicted model, not a curated record. The transcript has 2 exons. Gene Ontology annotation, molecular function: protein binding.